AUGCAAAGCUCAGCAGCAUCCGCUGAGGCGACGAGAUCGUUGGCCGAAAAAGUAGUUCCGUUCGCCAGAGUGGCGGAAUCAUCCAUUGGAGAAAAAGAUGCAUCCUUUUCCGACACUGCUCCUCCGACCGUUGACGAAAUGGCUCCCUCUGUGGAAGGGGUGGUCUCUCCGCCCACUUCAAAGACGGAAUGUGUUCUGCCACCAGCAUCAAUAACAGAGAUACGACGUCAGCUUUUCAUCGGCAACCAAUACAGCAGCCACAGACACCCGACACUGACGGAGCACAAGAUCACGGCAAUCGUGUCAAUCAUGGAUGCGCGCCUGUUGCUAUGGACGUGCAACACUCGACCCUUUGUCACCGAGGAAAAUCAUCUCUUUAUUCGCUGCGCGGACAACUCGACCAUGAACGUGCUCCCAUUCAUGAGCCAGGUCUGCGAUUUUAUCGAAGAGCGCAUAUCCACCGACGAAAAAGCCAAUAUGCUCGUACACUGCAGAGAAGGAAUUUCUCGGUCGGCGACCGUUGUGAUAGCCUACCUCAUGCGAAAGUAUGGCCUGAGCGCUGACGAGGCCCUGGCCGAAGUCAAGGCGAAGCGAAAAGUAAAGCCAAAUUCCAAUUUCAUGGACCAACUACGUGUAUGGGGCGCUGUUGGGUUUCAAAUCUGGCAGGAUGACGACGAGACAGUGCCAAAGAAAGAGUAUCAAGCCUACCUCGAUGAAAGAGCAGUGCGUUUAAAGGCCAAGGGGCUAACAGGCGACGAACCGAUUGGAAUACAAAAUCUUUGA
Messenger RNA from Beauveria bassiana ARSEF 2860, 783 nucleotides. Its product is annotated as dual specificity phosphatase Yvh1, putative. Gene Ontology annotation, biological process: protein dephosphorylation; negative regulation of MAPK cascade. Gene Ontology annotation, cellular component: cytoplasm. The coding region runs from base 1 to 783 and encodes 260 amino acids. NCBI's taxonomy places the organism in Eukaryota, Fungi, Ascomycota, Sordariomycetes, Hypocreales, Cordycipitaceae. The transcript has a single exon. Gene Ontology annotation, molecular function: protein tyrosine/threonine phosphatase activity; MAP kinase tyrosine/serine/threonine phosphatase activity. The record is from RefSeq and is a predicted model, not a curated record.